Rotaria sp. Silwood2 is the source of this 1542-nucleotide messenger RNA. NCBI's taxonomy places the organism in Eukaryota, Metazoa, Rotifera, Eurotatoria, Philodinida, Philodinidae. The record is from the annotation of a GenBank genome assembly.
AUGCAAUCUAUAACAUUGCAUGAUAAUGAAAGCAAUGAAAAAUCUUCAAAAAAAAUUUUCGUUACUGAAGAAAUCUUAUCAAUCAAUGAACGUUUAUAUAUAAAUUUUACUGAAACAUGUCCAUUAUUCUUAUUAAAAGAAGGCAUUGAUCAUCGUUUUGAAUUUCUUGAUUUUGCUCCUGAUUUAUAUAUAAGACAACAAUUUCAUCCAAUAAAUCAUGAUGAAUUUAUUUUAAAUAAUACGGAAACACCAAUUGAACAAAUCACUAAUACAAAUACAAUUCAUACACAAUUAUUUCCAAAUAAGAUUCCACAAAAAAUUCAUCCAACAACUGAAAUUGAAUAUAAUCAACGUAACUGUCGUUGUAAUUAUUUACUUGUUGAAAUCUAUCGUUUAUUAAUAAAAUUAUGGGAUCAAUCAUCAAAUAUAGAAAAAGUUCUUUAUUAUUCAUUAGAAUUAGCACGUGUUGAAUUAACACGAACAAAUUAUUAUGAAUCAAAAAUAAUCUUACAAAAUAUCCUUGAACGAUUAGAAAAAGAACGGAAUUAUUUAAAUUUACCAUCUUUUUUUGAGCCACAAAAUGACUUAUUAUCAGAGUCUGUUUAUCGAAUGCGUAAAAAUGAUGAAGCUUUUUUAUAUGUUGUUUAUGGUUUAAAAAUUUUAAAUGUUCAAUUAAUUGAUUUUCGUUCUCGUGAUUCAUCAAAAUUAAAAAGUCAAUGUAAACAAUUACGUCAUACACUUAUACGAACACUUAUACGACCAACAAUAAAUAAAAAAUUAUCCGAUGAUGAAAUUAUUCAAAGAUAUUUUACAGGUAAAUUAUUAUUUCGUGCUGGACAAUGUGCAAGACGUCAUGGACAAUUAUUAUUUUCUUAUUUUUGUGUAUUAAAUGCAACAUUAUCAUUAAUUCAAUGUCAAUUUAUAUUAACAUCAUAUGAACAUUGUCAAUCAUUAACAUUACUUGCUGAAUUAUCACAUGAUCUUAAACGUAUGGAAGAUUGUGAUUUAUUUGUUCAAGCUAUUAUUAAAUAUAUUGAACCAAUUCAUAUUGGUUAUGAAACAAUUGCUAUUAAAUCAAAUUGGUUAUCAAUGACAUGGAAUUUAUAUCGAGGAAAAAUUGAUCGAGCUUUAAAUGAUUCAUAUAAAAUAAAAGAUUUAUUAAAUAAAAUUGGUGCUUAUGAAAAUCUUAUGUCAGUUGCAACUUAUAGUUUACAAGCAGCAUUAAUUGGUCGACGAGAAGAAGUUAUACGUGAUCUUAUUGAUAUUAUUGAUAAUGAAUCAAAUCGUCCAUUAAAAUAUGAAAAUCGUUUAUGGUCAUUCAUAUUAGCACUUGAAGCAUUUGUUGAACUUAAUAUAGAAUAUGAUGAAAAUUUAUUAAAUGAAAUUGCACUUGCUAUUGAUUAUGUUCUUGAACAUUUAGAAAAGAAAACAUCAACACCAGGAGAUAUUCAUAAAUUUUUAACAAUAGUUUUUUAUGCACAAGCUACUUUAGUAGAAUGUUAUACAAAAAUUGUUAAAUUAGAUAGAGCAAAUGAGGUAUGA